AUCUAAUGGUGGAGAAUUCUUCUUUCACAGAUCGGUCCCUUCGACGAGGACGAAGCCGGUAGAGCAAACUCCGGCUGAAAUUUGAGAGAACUCUCGCAGCGGCGGCGCGAAGACGGAAAUGGGGAAGGGACUAGCUGCUUGGACUGUGGCGGCAGCGGCGGUCGCCAUAUUGGUGGGUGUUAAUCGGCGGUAUGGAUGGGACGGGGAGGCGGCGUUGCAAGUCUUCCGGGGGCUCUCGGAAAAGUUAGGCUUUUGGGCAAUCCCACUUUACGUCCUGGCUCACACCCUCACCCUUGCCCUAUGCCUUCCAUAUGCCGUGUUCUUUGAGGCCGGCGCUUCCUUACUCUUCGGCUUCCUCCCUGCUAUCCUUUGCGUUUUCUGGGCCAAGAUCCUGGGCGCCUCCCUCUCCUUCUGGAUUGGACGGGCAGUAUUCAGCAGCUCAAAAUCUGCAAUGGAGUUUGUACGAAGAAACAAAUACUUCAAUCUACUCUCCAAAGGCGUAGAACGCGAUGGCUGGAGAUUUGUUCUUCUGGCUCGCUUUUCACCUGUUCCAUCCUAUGUAAUCAACUACGCUCUGGCCGCCACCAAGGUCCAUUUUUUCAUUGAUUUCCUCCUCCCUACUGUCAUCGGUUGCCUGCCUAUGAUCCUCCAAAAUACUUCUAUCGGCAGCCUUGCUGGUGCCGCUGUGUCUUCAACAACAGGCUCAAAAAAAUCCCAUCUUUUUUCGUACUUGUUUCCUCUUAUUGGGAUAGGAUCCAGCGUUCUGAUAUCGCUGAGAAUUAAAAAAUACUCUUCAGGGAUUGUAGCUGCGGCCGAAUGCGAGUCAUCUUGCUCAAGUGAGAGCAAUGGCUGCGAUGCGAAGAUUGUGGAGUCGUCGUCUGACAAAACGUCUGGGAAUUGAGUAUGGAUGGGCAGAAGCUUUGAUUUCUUGUUCGUCUUCUUGAACUGGAAGUUGUAGGGACAAGUAGACUAAUCUAAUUGCUGAUGGCUGGUUUUGCAUCCUUAGAGAUUUGCUCUUGCCAUGUCUGAUUCUUGUAUCACUUCACUUUCAUGUAACCAAAUGUUGCUGUUAUGGUUACUCGCUGUGAUGCACC
Messenger RNA from Dendrobium catenatum, 1094 nucleotides. RefSeq lists its product as uncharacterized. The transcript has 2 exons. The record is from RefSeq and is a predicted model, not a curated record. Gene Ontology annotation, cellular component: membrane. NCBI's taxonomy places the organism in Eukaryota, Viridiplantae, Streptophyta, Magnoliopsida, Asparagales, Orchidaceae. Bases 119 to 901 code for a protein of 260 amino acids.